AAUGCAGUAAGAGUGUGCGCUGAGCUGCAGCAGCAUCAGUGUCUCAGUGUUAGCCGCUCUGCAGCAUCCAUUAGGAAACAUACUUGAUCAACACUUUCUGCUCCGCGGGAUGUGAGUUCAGCCACAGAUAAGCGAUCAGGAUGGUAGCAGAGGCCUGGACUGAUGCGGACAGACCGAAGCGAUGGAGGAGACAACGCCAGACCCUGCUUUCGUGGACGUGGACCAGGGUUUGACCCUGACAUGCAUCGCCUUUCUCUGUCUGCUGCUGGUGGCAAUGAUCAUCCGCUGUGCCAAAGUCAUCAUGGACCCUUACAGCGCCAUUCCCACCUCCACCUGGGAGGAGCAGCACUUGGACGACUAGCAGAUUUUCCCAUGACCUUGGCAAAUAAACAUGCACCUGCAUUCAAUCAAACCCUAACAUCAUGUUACAACCAGUAGACAGAUGUCUGUGGGAUAUUUAAGUUGCUAGUCAUCUUCUCGCAUACAGCAUCACUAGCUUUGAAGUCGUCUUUAUGGAAACUGGGUUGAAUUCUUCCCAACCAACACUGUUUUAUACAAGAAGGCAUGAAUCCCGAAAUGAAGUUGAUUUUGACACCCAUAUCCUUUUUUGCCCCUGCCCUGAAUGGGCUUCAGUUAAAUGAAAACGAAAUCACUCCAAAGCGAAGCACAAACAAGCCAAAAUCAGACACUUCCAACCACACUAACCUGACGUUCUCACAACCAAUGCAUCCUGAAUUUGUAGUUAAACAAGGGAGCAAAUUCAUAUUUUUAUAUUUCAUAAUGAUAAAUGAUAUACACAUUCAAGUAAGGCACU
Carassius carassius (crucian carp) is the source of this 814-nucleotide messenger RNA. RefSeq names its product cortexin domain-containing 1 protein-like. The coding region runs from base 182 to 361 and encodes 59 amino acids. The transcript is spliced from 2 exons. Lineage: Eukaryota; Metazoa; Chordata; Actinopteri; Cypriniformes; Cyprinidae. The record is from RefSeq and is a predicted model, not a curated record.